AUGAGGAGGCAUUUGGCGGUGCGCAGACACGUGCAUCUGCUGAUAGUGUUGGAGGAGAUUCCAGUAGCUCGAGAGUUUCCCAAUGUCUUUCCUGCGGAGCAACCUGGGAUGCCUCCAGACUGGGAGAUCAAGUUCUUUAUCGAAUUGGUUCCCGACACGACCCUGAUCUCGAAGGCCACCUACCAAAUGGCCUUCCCUGAGCUGAAAAAGAUGAAAACUCAACUUGAGGAUCUCUUUGAUAACGGGGUCUUCCGGUUAUUUCUGGAUCAGUUUGUCGUGGCUUUCAUUGACGACAUACUGAUCUAUUCGCAGAGCGACGAAGAGCAUGAGGAUCAUUUUCUACAAUCAGGUAUUGCAGUGGACCUGAAGAAGGUGGACUCAGUGAUCCAGUGCCCCCGACCGACUACUGUGACCGAGGUCAGGAGCUUCCUCGGCUUGGCAGGUUAUUAUCGAUGGCACUAUCUUUAUGGGACACACUGCGAGGUGUUUACGGACCACCAGAGCAUGAAGUAUCUCUUCACUCAAAAUGAGUUGAUCCUCAGGCAAAGGCGGUGGCUCGAUUUCUUGAAAGAUUAUGACCUCUCGAUCCAGUAUCAUUUGAAAAAGGCGAACGUGAUGGCGGACGACUUGAGCCAGAAGCAGUCUUCGGCUGAUCUGUUCUUCAUACUCACUGAGCAGGAUUGCUUGAUAGAGAAGUUUCGUUGGUUGGAGUUGGAGAUGUUACCCACUGGGGCCACUGCCAAGCUGUUGACUCUAGUAGUGCAGCCUACCUUGGCUGACCGGAUUUUGCUCGGGCAGCAGUCAAAUUCGCAUCUACAGAAGAUUCGGACAGAUGUCGAGCAGGGUAAAGUGGGGGAUUUCACGAUCCACUCUGACGGUUCUCUUCGCUUCCGGGGCCAGAGGUGUGUGCUUGAGGAUUUAGAUUUGAAGAGAGACAUCUUAUCUGAGGCACAUCAGUCCCCAUACACUGUGCAUUUCGACGGAACCAAGAUGUAUCGCGAUUUGAAGUAG
Ananas comosus (pineapple) is the source of this 1011-nucleotide messenger RNA. RefSeq lists its product as uncharacterized. The transcript has 4 exons. The coding region runs from base 1 to 1011 and encodes 336 amino acids. The record is from RefSeq and is a predicted model, not a curated record. Lineage: Eukaryota; Viridiplantae; Streptophyta; Magnoliopsida; Poales; Bromeliaceae.